Messenger RNA from Menidia menidia (Atlantic silverside), 5609 nucleotides. Lineage: Eukaryota; Metazoa; Chordata; Actinopteri; Atheriniformes; Atherinopsidae. The record is from the annotation of a GenBank genome assembly.
ACCACUGACACUAAGAACACGCGUGCCUCUUUCCCUUUUUACCGGAGGUGGGCAACGGGGGAAUAUCUAAAGAUAAUUGCAUUGAUCUCGGAAGGCUCGCCUCGCGGCAGAUGCGCGAGGAAGGUGUCCGGGCUCGUUACGCCGUCCUGACGCAGCGCCGUAGCGACGACGCUUUUUUUUUUUGUCACGGGUGUCUGGAUGAGUUGCAGCCUCCGCUCAGCCGCCGUUCAACGCUCCGUACCGAAGGCUCGGCAGGUGCCCACGUCGACGCUCGUUGGUCCGGCUGUUCGGAAAGCGUGGCUUGUAAUAAAAAAAAAACCGCGAGGUGCAGGUAAAGGUCGGCGGCCCCCCCCCCGUGAGAGAGCCCGUCGCUGCCCGGUGACAAGGAGAGGGCGGUUCGCGUAUCUGUUGCCAGGGUGAAUUCACGAACGCGUUAGCAUCCGGCUAGCUAGCGAGUUACAGGUCCUUAACCUAAAAAAAAAACAAACAAAAAAAAACGAGCCUGCUCACUUAAAUCAUAAAUGUCAUCUCACGUUCGUGGCCGACAGCCACCGACACGCGCCGCGGCUACAUACGGGUCCUGGCCUCGCGCGGAGAAAUUACGACCGAAGAGGAGCGUUCACGCGCAGGAAUGAGUUUCGUGCAAGACUGAGGGAGCUAACGGCGGCUAGCAGGCUAGCUCGAUGCCCACAGCCCCGCAGACUAUGCGGCUGCCGCGCAAGCAGCCGCCCCGCCAGCCGACAUGGGGCUUUUAGAGCUCGGCCGCUCCGCGGGGGCUUCGGAAUAGUACUACGUACGAUGACACUACGCCGCGGCCCUUUAAUUAGCAGCUAAGGAGGCCGUUUGCGACAAUGGAGUCUUUCCUGCAGAUAGCGCCCCAUUCUUUGGCCAUAGUGCUGUCCAGGGUCGGGUCCGGGGAGGCGGCGGGCGCCGCCGGCGUGUCCGAGAGCGACGAGCUGCCCAGGCACCACACGGGCUACGAGAUUUUCGCCGACUUCAAAGCCGAAAACUCCCAGCAGCACGUGUGGAACCAGCGGAUUACCGACGCCGUGUCGGAGACCUUCUUCCUGGGAUGGAUAGACGAGCACGUGCUGCUGAUCCAGGGGAAGGAGGACCAUCUGGAGGUGCUGAGGGAGGGAUGGAUGCGGAGGUCGCUCAAUCCGCCCCGCGGAUUCACCAUCAAAUACUUGGGUGAUGUGUCACCCAUCAGUAUGUCCCCCAUCAGCCAAUCACAGUUUGUGCCUCUGGGCGAGGUGUUGCUGUUGGCUAUCUCUGCUAUGAACUCUGCCCACAAACCGGUGACUCAGGAGGCCCUAACCGAACACCUGCAGACAUGUUUUCCAGGGGUCCCCACGCCAACGGAGGAGGCUCUGCACCACACUCUUAACAUGCUGGUGCGCGAGCGCAAGAUAUACCCCACGCCGGACGGAUACUUUAUCGUUACCCCCCAGACGUACUUCAUCACUCCCAGCCUAGUCCGGACCAGCUCCAAGUGGUACCACUUAGAGGAGCGCUCGGCUGAGCGGCACCAGCACCAGAAGCAGCAGCAGCAUCAGCAGACCCAGUGUACCUCCCCCCUCUCUGGCACCGUGACCCCGUCCGCCUCCGGGGCGCGCGACCGCACCCCGCUCCCGAAGAGCGGCCAGAACCACUGCGGAGCAGGCGAGGACUUUUUCUACGGCAGCCCCCGCGCGGAGGACCCCCCCAGCCACCACACGACCCUGCAGCGCCGCUCCCCCAAAGACCACCGGGACAUGUACUCCUCGCAGCACUCCCCGCAAACGCCCCUCCAGCAAGCCGGAGGCAACACGGAAAAGAGCAAGAGCUCCCUGGGGUUUCCGUUUAAGACGGACACGCUCAACAAGCACCGGGGGGGGCUGGUCGGGGGGGGCGGCGGCGCCAGCGACGCCGAGAAACAGGCAGGGGGGAGCGGUACGGGGAGUCGCAAGUUUGGCCUGAAGUUGUUCCGCCUCAGUUUUAAAAAGGACAAAACCAAACAGCUGGCCACCUUCUCUGCUCAGUUCCCCCCCGAGGAGUGGCCCCUCCGGGACGAGGAGGUGCCCGCCCAGCUGCCGCGCCACGUGGAAAUGGAGAUCAUCCGGAGGAUCAACCCCGACCUGACGGUGGAGAACCUGGCGCGGCACACGGCCGUCAUGAAGCGCCUCGAGGAAGAGCGCGCCCAGAGGAGCAAAGCCUCGUCGGCCAAUCACAGCUCCCGGAGCCGAAGAAGCGGCAGCAGGCACAGAAAGCAGUCCCAAACCAAACUCAGCCGCUCGCACAGCAAGAGCCGGGCGUUCCGCUUCGAGGCGAGCGAGGGCGCCCACGCGGAGCCCGCCGACAGGGACUACAGGGGCUACUCCUCCUCGCUGGUGCGCUCGCCCCGCGAGCAGGCCCUGGCCGCCGAGCGCCAGAGGGCCCGGCUUCACCUGGCCCACAGCAUCCCCAACAUCCUGGACCCCUCCCACCUACCCGUCACCCCGGAGUGGGACGUGUCGGGGGAGCUGGCCAAGCGCCGCACGGAAAUGCCUUUCCCCGAGCCCAGCCACGUCCCGUCGGCGCACCACUCCAAAGUCCACCGCUCCCACUCCCACACCCAGGAGAGGAAGUCCCGGAACGAGCGCAGCGGGAAGGCCAAGGAACGCUCCAGGUCCAUGGACAACUCCAAAGGGCCGCUCGGUGCCGGACUGAUUGGACCGCCCGAUUAUUAUGACGACCGGAGCCGCUACUACACCGACGACGGCACACUGCGAGCCAAUCAGAGCUCCUCUCUCUACACUCGCUCCACACUUUCCACAGCUAAGAUAUCCGGGGACUCCCUGGCUUUGGAUGGUGGCAGGAACUUUGACAAAGGCAAAAGCAGGGAGAGCUUGCCCAUGUACUCGCCCAAACCACUGAUUGCCUCCAACCCUCCCGACGAAUACUUCCAGUGCUCCGGUAACCCCGAGGUUACUUUUGCAGCCACAAACACGCUGGGUACUCUCAGCAAAAGCAACCACGAAAGUUUAAAACUGAGCAACGCCGACAGGCAAAGCGAGAGGCAGCCGUCCCACCCAGGGGACAACAAGGACGACUUGCAGAAGGCGGGCCCCAAAGGCGGCAGCCUGCCUCCCAUACCUCUCUCCGUCCUGGAGCCCUCCUCCGUUUCCAACGGACGGUCCGGCCACGGCGCCACCUCCAGUCAAGAGAAACACAAGGAGAUCUUCAGUAAAGACACGCUCUUCAAACCUCCUCCCAGCCUCCCUUUGCCUGGUUACAGCUCCUUGAGAAAACCCACAACGAAUGCCUCAACGACUCUUUCCUCAUCCUGUGACGCCCUCGAUUCCCACACAGGCUCGGAUGCCCCCAAACCACUGGUGGCCACGGCUUCUGCCCCGGCGCAGGGGCUGGAACUGCCCCCCAGCGCGGCAGAAGCCUCCUUUGACUACUACAACGUCUCGGACGAUGAGGAAAUCGUGGAGGGUGGGGCUAAAAGUCGAGAAGAGGGCGACAAGCCCGAGGGAAGCGUCGCCGGGUUACAAGGAGGGGGUGCAGGGACCAUGAAGUGGCUGUUGGAGAGAGAGAAGGCCAGGGACCUACAGCGCAGGUUUGAAAGAACCCUCACUUUCUCUGGUGCUAAGGAGAACCUCCCCGAGCCCGGCCAGAGCCAGCAGUCGGCUCACUCGGCGAGACUGGACAGCAUGGACUCCAGCUCCGUCACUGUGGACAGCGGAUUCAACUCACCACGGACAAGAGAGAGCCUGGCGUCGAACACUUCCUCGAUAGUGGAAAGCAACCGGCGGCAGAACUUGGCGCUGAGCCCCGGCCACCUCGGGAUCACCACGGGCAACGGCCCCCCUUUCUCCUUCCGCGCCAUUUCGGAGCCGGCGGGCACCCAGACGGACAAACUCCAGAAGCCCAACGCCUGCCUGGCGUCCAUCACCAGCGUGUAGGCCUGGAGCUGAGGAGCUAUGGGGCCAGGCCGAGCGUGAGACCGGAGGUCAGGGGACCGUUAGCCCCGCCCCCCCCCGAGACCGGCGGACUGAGACACUGGAGCUGCAACAGGUCCACUGUGGAAGCGACACUCGUUUAACACCCGCACACACGCAUAUACACACUGAUUACGAACUGGACUCCGACGUCUCUUUAACACUGAAAAGUAGACGCCCGCACACACACACACACACACUUCCAUCAAACCACUGGGUUAACUGAUCGUGUUACUCGACAGCCUCUAGUUUACAUGCUACCGUUCUUGUGUUGUUUUACAUACGUGUGUUCUAGCUGUGGAUGCGUGCGUGCGUGUGGGUGUGCGUGUGUGUGUGUGUCGGUGUACUGUAAGUAUUAUCUGUAAUCUCAGGUUCUGUUAUUCCACUCCCAUUCAGAGCAUCUUCCUGUGAGGAGCUGCAGCUCUGCUCCAGCUCCAGCUCAAUGCUUGUCUCUCCUCCAUCAUCUGCUACUUGCAGACACCCUUUAAGGCAAGAUUUGGCAGCCAACAUCUUUUUUUUUAUUUAAUUUUUUUUAUUUAAACGUGCUAGCUAGUUUGUGGCUGUUCCGUUUCCCUAGUGAAAAAAAAAACAGGAGUGGGUUUUUUAUUUUUUUAUUUAUUUUUUGUUCACGGGCCAGAUUUCCUGUUCUUUGAUUCGUACCACUGCAAAAAUAUGUCUGAAGACAAAAGCGUCCACUGCAAGGACUGACUAAAGACACCCAGUUGGCGGGUCGCUGAUGACGCAGCCACAGCUCCUGCAGGCGUUUUUGGAAAAGAGGUCAAAACUUUGGGAACAGUUAUCUAAAUAGGUGCUCACGUUGCCAGUAUUCCAUUUAAAAGUCCAUACCGAAACACUCCACAAAAGGAAAGAAAAGGAGAAGUAAGCCCAUCUUAUGCUUGUAGCUUCAAGUUUACAGAAAGGUGGAGGCGGUCAGCGCUUUCCACAGCCGGGCUUUAGGAAGGAAUGAGACGUCUGCCUACGGGCUCAUUUCCAAAGGAUGUUAUGCCGGGGGGGGGGGGGGGUUCCCCACGCCUGUCCCGGGGGUGGUAGACCGUGAGGAGUUUCUGAGAGAUUUGAAUGUGGUCCGCCUCACCAAAAGCUAAGAGUCACGCGGUCCACCUGAAAGGUUCCGGAGCGCAGAGGCUGUUAGCAUGCCCCGUAGACACUAAUGUUUUCUAGAUAAGGAGUAGUCCAAGAAGCUGUGCCUGUGUUGUCCAUGAACUCCACCUGAUUGUCACGCGCUCUCGACUGGAAGCGAGCCCCCGCCGGUCCGCUGCUGUCGGUAGAUUUCAUUGGUCUUUAACCAAAUGUUACUGGUCGUGUCUGUGUGCAGUCUUUAGUACGUCACCGCUGCUCAUGCUCUUCUCUUUCUUUCAGCCGCACUCUCAAGCAGGAGGAGCUGCAUUCGAAAUACGCCCCUAUAAAAAUUGAAAUACCAUUUGUCCUAUUUAAUACAUCUUCUCCAGUUUGAUAUGUUAUUGGAUGUGUUUAUUUCUUUUUUUAUUAGACUUACAAUUGCUGAAAAGUUGUAAUAUAAAAGUAACUGUCUUAUUGUAAGUAUUGAACUGGGGAGCUGAUGGGGAAAUUUUUUAAAUCUAAAGAAGUAUUGGUUUCCAAUAUUUACAAUAAAAUUUUACAUUCUAA